Messenger RNA from Hyla sarda, 6927 nucleotides. RefSeq names its product bone morphogenetic protein receptor type 1A (gene BMPR1A). NCBI's taxonomy places the organism in Eukaryota, Metazoa, Chordata, Amphibia, Anura, Hylidae. Gene Ontology annotation, molecular function: SMAD binding; ATP binding; transforming growth factor beta receptor activity, type I. Gene Ontology annotation, cellular component: signaling receptor complex; plasma membrane. The coding region runs from base 329 to 1942 and encodes 537 amino acids. Gene Ontology annotation, biological process: dorsal/ventral pattern formation; BMP signaling pathway; protein phosphorylation. The transcript is spliced from 13 exons. The record is from RefSeq and is a predicted model, not a curated record.
GGUGUAGUGCGUGGCGGGGACGUGCACGGAGCGGCGGGGGCGCGCACUGGAAGGUGUGAGGAGUGAGUAAAGGCAGGCGGCGGCUACCAGCGACGACGACCGGGAAAGUGUGUAACGCCUGGGAGGAUUUAUCGGUGCUGUCGAGAAUAGUGAACAUGGAGGCCGUAAGGGUCGGGUCUGCAAAAAUAUGCAUCAGUAUCCCAUCGCUUUGGAGUUAAUGAACUGGAAACACGGGUACAUUUGCAGAUUCUUUCAAAGGGCAGUAAAAUUAGGAUCACUGUCAUUGCAAAUAGUUCCUCAUCUAAAUUUUUUGUGAUUUGGUGAAGUGAUGCCAUUGAAGAACGUGAAAAUGGUAGAACAUGUAAUGGCCGCUUUGGUUGGAUUUAUCUUAUUAGCUGUUCACAGUCAAGGUCAAAACUUUGACAUCUUGCCACACAGAAAUGGAAUGAAAUCAAACUCAGACCCCAAGAAACAAGAGAAUGGAGUAACACUGGCUCCCGAGGACACACUGCCCUUUUUAAACUGCUAUUGUUAUGGUUAUUGCCCGGAAGAUGCUACAAAUAAUACCUGCAUUACUAAUGGACAUUGUUUUGCUAUCAUUGAAGAAGAUGAACAUGGAGAAAUUACAUUAACAUCUGGCUGCAUGAAGUUGGAAGGCUCAGAUUUUCAGUGCAAGGAUUCUCCCAAAGCCCAGUUACGAAGGACAAUCGAGUGCUGUCGGACUGACUUUUGCAAUAAAGAUUUGCAGCCCACGUUACCACCGGAUGGAAGACCAGUAGGAAUAUUUGGCAGAAGUGUCCACGUCAUAGCUCUGAUUAUAUCUAUUGUCGUCUGCUUAUUAAUCAUGGUGGUCUUCAUCUUAAUCACCUGCAUGUACAAGCACAAAUUAGCAACCCAGAGAAUGUUGUACAAUAGAGAUCUGGAACAAGAUGAGGCAUUUAUACCAGCUGGGGAGUCAUUAAAGGCUCUCAUUGACCUGUCACAGAGCUCUGGCAGUGGAUCGGGCCUUCCCCUCUUGGUCCAGAGAACAAUUGCUAAGCAGAUCCAGAUGGUGAGACAAAUAGGAAAAGGAAGAUAUGGAGAGGUUUGGAUGGGAAAGUGGAGAGGAGAAAAAGUGGCAGUGAAAGUAUUCUUCACUGCUGAGGAAGCCAGCUGGUUCAGAGAGACUGAAAUCUACCAAACUGUGCUGAUGCGACAUGAGAAUAUAUUGGGUUUCAUAGCUGCUGAUAUUAAAGGGACUGGAUCAUGGACACAAAUGUACCUGAUAACAGAAUACCAUGAGAAUGGGUCUUUAUAUGAUUUUCUGAAGUGUGCCACUCUGGAUACAAGAUCUCUUCUUAAAUUGGCAUAUUCCGCUGCCUGCGGUCUCUGCCACCUACACACUGAAAUUUACGGUACUCAGGGAAAGCCAGCAAUCGCACAUAGGGAUCUGAAGAGCAAAAACAUCCUAAUCAAGGAAAACUGGACUUGUUGCAUUGCUGACCUGGGACUCGCAGUAAAAUUUAACAGUGACACGCAUGAAGUAGAUAUUCCCCUGAAUACCCGGGUUGGCACAAAACGGUAUAUGGCACCUGAAGUCCUGGAUGAAAGUUUGAAUAAGAACCAUUUUCAAGCCUACAUAAUGGCGGACAUCUACAGCUUUAGCUUGAUUAUUUGGGAAAUGACCCGCCGCUGCAUCACUGGUGGUAUUGUUGAAGAAUAUCAGUUGCCAUAUUAUGAUAUGGUACCCAGUGACCCAUCCUUUGAGGACAUGAGAGAAGUUGUGUGCAUUAAAUGUUUACGGCCUACUGUGUCAAAUAGGUGGAACAGUGAUGAAUGCUUGAGGGCAAUCUUGAAGCUAAUGGCUGAGUGUUGGGCCCAAAAUCCAGCUUCCCGUCUCACAGCUCUAAGGAUCAAAAAGACGCUCGCAAAAAUGGUGGAGUCACAAGAUGUCAAGAUUUGACAACGGAACUAGUAGGCUCCAGCAAAGGGACUCUAAACAGAGAGAGCAAAGUGCAAGAAGAGGCAACUGAAGAUUCAGCGGCCUCCCUGAUACAUUUUGCAGGCUGCUAUAUAAAGACUUAACUCUGUACUGUGUAGUAUAUUGUGCCGAGAGCACAUCCUCAUCAUUGAGAGCCUCUGUGUACGUCAGAACAGAAUAUUUUUGUUUUUUAUAUUUUAUCAAGACUUUUAUUACAGACUUUAAAGUUCCAGUUUUAUGAGUAAUGAAUUGCAUGUUUAAGCUAUAUUGCUUUCUAUGAAAGCAGCUACAACCAAGUUAUUUUUUUCUUAAGAUUUGCUUAUGCACCCUUGUGGAGAAGAAACCUGUCAACGUUGCCUUUUUGUUAGCAAGAUUGUGCCACCAAUAAUUAUUUGCCAUGUUUUGUUUUUAUGUAAAAUACAAAAUGCCAAACAUUCUUGAUAUUAUGUAAGUGUCCGGUCACCAUCACAAAUCUGCUUAUGCUCCUGCAGAUCACAACUUGCACAGAGAAUGAAUUAAGAUUAACAUUACCUAACAUGACUAAAACAGAGACAACCAUUCCAGCCACUGUAAUGGUUAUCACUUCCCUUCACCUUCUCUUUAUAAGCGUAUUCCUUUUACAUUUAUUUUUAGUUUUCCCUGUGUAUCUAAAAUGAAAAACAAAGCAAACAGCUGUGCAAUAGGUGUUAAUUGAAAAGUGCCUAUUGUUUUGUGUAUGUAAUGCUCAUGUGGUCUGAUUCUGUAGUUAUACUUCUAAGGCUUUGGCUCCCUACUAACAAACAUAUUAGAAGUGCAUUUUUUGCUUCUGUAUUUUGGUCACAAAUCCUGGCCAGACCACGUGUCUUUUGACUCAAACUGACCAUCUGGGACACUGACUCUCAAAUGCACAUGUAAUAUAUGUAAUAUGCUCAUAUGUGAGGAGCCUCUGGCUGUAAGGUGACAUUUUUAUCUGGUGUUCUACCGGAUUUGUAACAUCCUGAAAAUAGAAUUUAUAAAAACUAUAACAGCAUAUGUGCCGUACAUUAUAAAGAUUUACCUCAGUGUGUUAUUUUACCGAUAAAGCAGUUUUAUACUGAACUCUAGGUAAUAUAAAUUAUUUUUUUUAAUUAUUUUUUUUUACAAAAAGUAAGCUGCCAGACUAAAAUUAUUUCUACCAAUUUUUUUUGCCAAAUUAUCAACAGGAAAUCUUCAUAAAUGUGCAGAGUGUACAUAAUAAAAAAAUAAUAAUACAGCCAUCAACAAUGCAGUUGAUGCUAAAAAAAACAAAACUAACACAAUGUGCAAAAAAGACUGUGAAAGUGGCUAUAAAUUUCUAACAGCCAUGAUGCGGGCCCAUUUUACUGUCUGUUAUGCCUGCAAUGCACGUUUUUUUUUCUUUCCCAUUUGGCUUCUUGACCAGGCAUAAGAUAAGAUCCUAUGGCCUGUGUCCAGUUCAGAAGACCUACAGUUUUCUGGUGUAUUAUAGAAGCUCAAUUAAACUAGUAUUAGACUAGGUUUCCACACAGGGUUUUUUCUAUGUUUUUUCUGGAAAACUGUCCCUAUAGUUUUCGAGCCAAAGUCAGAAGUGUGUUCAAAAAGAAUGGGAAAUUUUAAGAAAUGACCUCUCCUUCCACGUGAAUUUGCUUCUGAUUUUGGUUAAACUGCAGUGGCAGUUUUCCAAAAAGUGGCAGAAAAAACAAUGUGUUGAAACCUAGUCUUAAGGGCACCUGAAAGCAGCCUAUGGGUGCAUUCACACUAGCAUUUGUUCCUCCAGGACAUGGAUACUAAAAAGAAUGGGGUGCUGCAUUUCCAUGCUCGGAGAGGCACGGAUGCCAUUCAUUGCAAUAACCCGUAUGCAGUCAGUGUGGCUUUCUGUGCUUAUCAGUAUGAGAAAAAAACUUGUAAGUGCAUUUUGGGGGUUUUCUGAUAUAACUGUGCCUGAGACACACACAUCAUAAUGUGGAUGCACCCUUAGUCACUAACUUGUUAGCUGCUUAGCAGCUACAAUGUAAAAUGAGAGGAGCACAGCAAUGAGCAGUUUCAGAAAUCAAAUAUUAGCCUUUGAUUUUCAUUUUAAGAGUAAUACACAAUGCUUAUACACUUUAUUUUACUCUGCGCAGCACACACACUGUUACCCAUGGCAGCCCUGUAUGUGCAGUGAGGUUUGAAGAUGGAUUGCGUGUCAGUCACGUUAGCGUGCUGGCCCGUCCUCCAAACAUCACUGCCGCAAGGUAGCCCUGUUUGUCUGCUUAUAGGAGAAUAUGCAACGUAUUUCCUGAUGCGCAACGUGAAAUACACUGCAUACAUGAAAUGUGUGCCCCUACUCUAAUAUUACUAGACUCCUGAAGUACAUUAUUUUUUUUAAAUAAACAUCCCAGUAUAAUAGCUUGUUUACAUGAAAUUAUUCCAUGUUUUGUAGUUCCCAAAAGCAGGAUUGUUACUUUUUAAAGAGUGACAGUUUUUCACCUGCACUAAACCCAAGAUAGUGGGUUUAUAGUGCGGGUGAAGAGCUCUAAAAUGAAGGGUCACUUACUCUUUUUGGUAGCCUUGAUGCAGAGCUUCGUCCUUUCAUGCUGUUAUUCAUAUUGCGCUUCAGUGUGCAUUGGAGGUGACAGCCGGCUUGCCAAUUUCCUCUGCCUCAUCAAUAUUUACUCCCCAGCCCGCCUCCUUCCUGUGACGUUGGGGGGGGGGGGGAAUCUGCACCCAUGCUACCAAAAAGAGUAAAUGAACCCCUCAUUUAAAAGUUCUUCAGCCACACUAUAACACAAUGUAGGAUUUAAUGUGGGUGAGCAGCUGUCAGAUUCUCCAUAAGAUCAAAGCAUGUACCCAAACAAGGAAUUCAGCAUCUAAUAUCUGUAUGCUCAGCUUCUGCUCCUUUCUAGCAUGUCGGGGAUAUAGAGGAAAAUAAAAUUACAUUUGUCUAUAUGAAACAAUCUUGGUGCAAGUAUUGGGCUUGCUUUCCAUUUUUGCAUGACUUAUGACAUAAUGGGGUCAUGGCUCAGCUUCUAUUUUACACAAUGUUUAAGGUAUAAAAUCUGAGCUGUGGGUAAGACUAGACCAUUUAAGGCAGUUUAAUAAAUCUGGCCCACAAUGUUGUGUGUGACUGAAAUAAAUAAAAAAAAUUGUAUCCAGCAAGAAAAUACAGAAUGACCGUUAUCAGAUACAUUUAGUACGUUUCCAAAGGUAUCUUGUUUCAGCCUCCAUUACUUCUCAAGAUCAGUGGUGUCUUUCCUGGAAGCACCAACACUGUUAGGAAAUGAAAUGUGUGUCUAAACUGGAGACCCUUAUAAUUACAUCUUGUGCCUGUGAAUAGGAUGUCCAUAGAGAUGUAAUGGGCGAGAAAAAACUGUCUAAAAGAAAAGCUUUGCACAUAGCAACCGAUCAUAGCUCCGCUAUCAUUUUAUAAUUUGCACUCUUGAAAUGAAAGCCGAGAUGAUUGGUUGUUAUGUGUAACAAAGUUUUGCUUUUAAAAUUUUUAAUGGACACAAUGUGGGAGAUAAUCAAAACUAUAUGUAUUUACAUACAUGAUUUACUAAGACUGUCGAAUUCUUUAAACAGUGUGCACCAGGUUUAUCACAGUAACUUAUUUUGUUUUAUUACAUUUGGUACAUCUUGAGAUUUGUCUGUUAUAUAACCAAUUAUUUGGCUUAGAUUACACCAAAAUUUUGCUAAUUGGUAUCACAUGUCAGGCGUUGCCCUUUUGUGGCAGGCUACACACUUUAGGUGCAUCAAACACCCCAUUAGAGGCUAUCAGGUGAAUUUUUUUAUUCACCUUUGUAUGUCUGAGCUGCCACAAUUAAAAUUAACUUUGGCAUACUUGCUGCUCCACCCGGUGCUGCUGGUAUCGCUUUCCUGUCCUCCAGUGUGGUUUUCCCACUUUUGCGGCCCAACAGGUUACAUUGAAAGAUAGCUAGUCGCUGGCUGCAGCCAUGUCUUACCUCGGCAGGUGAGCAGCAGUGUGAUAUAUUGGGACCGGGCCCAAUAGAUCACACUGUCACUAAGCCUAUCGCCAGCCGAAGUGGAACAUCGCUACCUCCAGCUCCAUUAGCAGAGCCGCAGUGCGAUGUGAUGGGCUCCAAAAGCAGAAAGAAAGCCAUGCAAAAAAAAAUACCAGCAGCAUUGAGGGAGUAGCGGAAGGUAAGCCUAAGUUGCCCACAGCACUCUGUGUAAGUGCAGUUGUAAUUUUUCAAUUUCUUUACAAAAUGUAAACAGCAAUCUGAUUAGCACAGAUGAAAAAGCUAAGGAGUUGUACUGUAACCAGUCUUUUUCCAGUUUCACCAGAAACCUCGUUUUUGUCAAAACAUUUUUGGUUCCAUUAUAGUCUGUUUAAUUUUGCUGUAUGCAAAAACUCUAUUAAUCACGCUGUUGUGUAUGCCCAAAAACUUAUUUAUGGUUUUAAUUGUGUUUUUUUUUUUUUUAUAUGUAAGUCAAUGCUUUAGGAAAAACAAUAAGGUGGUGUAACUGUAAACAUACCUAAUUCAUCUAAAUCCUAAAUUAAACUCUGUAGCCUUAUAUAGCAUAAUGUCUUGUUUAGUGAAAGGUGCUGAACUUGUUUAGUUGCCUUACCUUAUGGUAAAAAAGAGACAAAUUUCAGGCAACACCCUUUUCUCCCAAACACUUGUUUUUAUGAUUUGUUCCUUUAGUCCUUUUUUGAGAUUAAAGGAAGUAUUGUGCAACCUCUGACAACAUGUUUCAAUCUCAUGUACCAAGGUCUGAUCUAAUUUGUGUAUAAUAAGCUGUAAAAAAAUAAAGUAACACUAUAGGUAAUGUAGCAAGUGUAAAUAGUUAAGAACAUGACAUAAACCAGUGGCUAUACUAUGAUAUAUAUAUAUAUAUGCCAAAACUGUAGAAUAACCUUUCAAAAUGUAACACUAAAUGUAUUUUGUACAGCAUCUAGUUUCAAAGGUGCCUUAUGUUUACCAUAAAUUGCUUUGUUCUGUACACAAUGUCCAAUGUAUCAUUUCUAAGUAAAUAAGCUUAUUUUAGUA